AAGGUUUCCACUUAGGCAAGGAUAGGAACGACAGGGUGGCGCUCGUGGCGCACGCGGCUAGCCAGCCGCUAUUUGGAGGGUGCUACUGGCUGCUGUGGACACCGAAUGGGCCAGGGCUGUUCCUCAGGCUGCAUCUCCGAGCCGCGACUUCACUGUGCCUGUGCAGAUGGCAGCCUUUGUGGUUCUCACGAUGAGGUGAUUGUGGGCUCCGAUGACAUGAUGCGCGGAGUACUGCGCUACCGCGCAAGCGGCAGCCGGUCUUUGCCGGAGGAUUUCCAGACAGAGGCUGGUCCGGGUUGCUAUUUGGGCAUUUGCUCUCUUGGCGCAGUGGUCCGAACUCUCCACGUCCCAACCAACUCUGAAUGUGCUUUGAAGCGCAUCAGCAAGAAGUUGCUUUGCGGUCCUGCAUGGAGAUCAGAUGUGGAGAAGCUGCAAGACUUGGACCACCCACACAUUUGCAGGACCUUCGACGUCUUCGAGGAUUCCGCGAGUGUGUACAUUGUCAUGGAGCUGUGCCGCGGGGGAAAUCUGAACAACCUGGCGCAACUGAGCGGACAUGCUCUGUCAGAGGCCAAUGUGGCCGUGUUUGUCUACCAGAUGGUUCAGGCCGUCACACAUCUGCACAGUCUGGGAGUAGUGCAUUGCGAUAUGUGUCCAGAGAAUUGGCUGAUUGAAAAGUCUUUGAACACAACAACCCCGCCCAGCGAAGUGAAACUGAAGAUGAUAGACUUUGGUCUGUCGAGCAAGUACGGGCGAGAGUCACCGCGGAACCCUGCAAGAUACAUGUAUCCCAAUGUGAAUGCAGGCAAUUCCAGUGUGGAACGACGACUCUCACGGGUUUCCAACACUUCCAGCACUCAGACAUCGCGGUCAGGACGAAGUCGGAAGAGCAGCAAGGGCGAGAAUAAGAAACCACUCUCUGCUUCCAAGUUGUUUUGCCAGGCACCUGAGCAGCUGGACCCCCCGGUGAAGCCUAGCCCAGCGAUGGAUAUUUGGGCAAUAGGUGUCCUUUCCCACUUCUUGCUGUUGGGCACCUCCCCAUUCGAACCCUCCAAAGGAGUGACGAACCCAGCUGACAACUUGGCCUUCAGGAAUGCUCGUUAUGUUUUUAUGCCUGCAGAGGUCUGGCGGCACAUCUCCAACGAUGCGAAGAGCUUCAUCGCUUUGUGUCUAGAAAGAGAGCCGGAGAGUCGGCCGACUGCAAAGAUGCUGUUGUCGAUGCCUUGGAUGCGCAUGGCGCGGUCUAUGUUGGAGGGGACAGCUUUGACGAUGCCCAUGACGAUGCCCGAAAAGGAGGAGGACUUGAAUUCUAUCCCCGCGCUGUCGAGUAUGGACACCUCCUCCACCCCAAGGUCCAGGAGCAUGGAGAUAUCCGGGCCGGCCUGGCAGAUCGCACAGAUGAACCUGCUGCGCUUCAGGGAGUACCAGGCCCUUGAGAGGGAUAUUAUCAUUUCUGUGGCGCACGAGGUGCACCCCCAUAACCUGGAGACGUUGAGAGACGCGGUGAAGACGAAGGAUCUUGACGGCUGCGGCUUUGUCUUGUGGGUGGUGCUCAUGUCCUGCGUGAGGCAGUGUGGUGCGAGCCUGGCAGACAUGGACCUUGAAAUCCCAGAGCUCGCUGAGGGUUGGGUAAACUACAACGACUUCAUGGCAGAUUUGGUCUUGUUCCAGAAGAACAUGCAGGAAUCUUCCAUGUGGUUUGUAUUCUCUUGCUUCGAUGCCAAUGGCAGAGGUGAGGCAGAUCGCCGACAGAUCCACCGGGAUCUGGGUAAUGGCAAAGCCCUUCUUCAUCAGUGUGUUGCAACAAAUUUCCCGGGCGUUUCCAUUGACACUGUCCGGCAGACCAUCGGGCAGGCAUCUGGAAGAGUGAAGUUCGAGGAGCCUGGUUGGGUUGGGUUGUGGCAGAGGCAAAGCUGGAGCUCAGUCAAGAAGGUUUUCUGAAGGAAUCGGCGAAGGAAUCAGCGAACACAGCUUUUGGAUGCUCUUCGCGCAGAACGGUGUUCAACCGUUUGGCAGAAUGGUGCUCGGACACUGGCGUACUGAACUCACAAUUUGAUAAAGGAUGAUAUUGGUGGUUAGACUUAGCGAAGCUUAGAUUCUUAGAUGACACUUUUUUGGAAGACAGUGUGCAGUUCCAGCGCUCCAAAAAGAACCCAGGAACUGUUCGAUGCUUUGCACUCUGCCGCGUAUGAGGGCAAGACUAGCAAAGACAAGCCUUUCUCCCAGCGCUUUUGAGAUGCUUCCAGCGUCGCGCCAACCCACAGCCAGAGCCACUCAUGCCGGGCUUCUUCCCAACAAACGGUCUUUAGCC
Messenger RNA from Durusdinium trenchii, 2311 nucleotides. NCBI's taxonomy places the organism in Eukaryota, Dinophyceae, Suessiales, Symbiodiniaceae. The record is from the annotation of a GenBank genome assembly.